GGCCAGCACAGGCCUGUCACAUGAACCUUGGUGAGAAGAGCUUGGCAGGCGAGUGGGACAGCAAGGGGCGGGCUGGGCCCUCACAGGCAGGGCAGGGCCCGCUCAGCCAAUCAGCUCCAGCUGCAGACCUGCCAAGCGGAAGUCCGGCUGGGCUCCCGGCUUUGGGCUGGGAAUUGUGGGAGGAGGGGCCCAGACCCGGCUGGAGACACCUUUUUAUGUUGAAACCCCAGGAACCAGCCCUCCAUCUGCCCAAAGGAACAGUGGCGUGUGGCAUUUCUCCAGCUGCUGCCCAAGGGUCAGGAGAAGCCCUUGCCCCUUGCCUUGCCUCUGACCAGGGGGGUGUCCAGGCCAGGCCUGCCCCAGCGUUUAUGAGUCAGGGGCAGCAAAUCUUUAACUUGACACAUUGAUCAUUAACAUGGGGUAAGAAGGAGUCUGAGCUCAGCCUCACUUGAGGGCAGAGACCAGCUGGGCCUAGGGCCUCCUGUGGAGAUGCUGGUCCCCCAAGUCUGGUCCUCUGUGAGGCAAGGGCUGAGCAGGGGCUUGUCCCGGAAUGUGGGGGGCCGGCCGUCAGGGGAAGGGAGGAAGGUGGACAUUUCGGGUAUUUACCCCCCAAUGACCACCCCCUUCACUGCCACCGCAGAGGUGGACUAUGGGAAACUGGAGGAGAAUCUGCACAAACUGGGCACCUUCCCCUUCAAAGGCUUCGUGGUCCAGGGCUCCAAUGGCGAGUUCCCUUUUCUGACGAGCACCGAGCGCCUGGAGGUGGUGAGCCGUGUGCGCCAGGCCACGCCCAAGGACAAGCUCCUGAUCGCUGGCUCCGGUUGCGAGUCUACUCAAGCCACAGUGGAGAUGACCGUGAGCAUGGCCCAGGUCGGGGCUGAUGCUGCCAUGGUGGUGACCCCUUGCUACUAUCGUGGCCGCAUGAGCAGUGCUGCCCUCAUUCACCACUACACCAAGGUUGCUGACCUCUCCCCCAUCCCUGUGGUAUUGUACAGUGUCCCAGCCAACACAGGGCUGGACCUGCCUGUGGAUGCAGUGAUCACUUUGUCCCAGCACCCAAAUAUCGUGGGCAUCAAGGACAGCGGUGGUGAUGUGACCAGGAUUGGGCUGAUUGUUCACAAGACCAGGAAGCAGAAUUUCCAGGUGUUGGCUGGAUCGGCUGGCUUCCUGCUGGCCAGCUAUGCCUUGGGAGCUGUGGGGGGUGUGUGUGCCCUGGCCAAUGUCCUGGGGGCCCAGGUGUGCCAGCUUGAGCGACUCUGCCUCACAGGGCAAUGGGAAGAUGCCCAGAAGCUGCAGCACCGACUCAUUGAACCAAACAUUGCGGUGACCCGGCACUUUGGCAUCCCAGGGCUGAAGAAAGCCAUGGAUUGGCUUGGCUAUUACGGUGGCCCCUGCCGUGCCCCACUGCAGGAGCUGAGCCCCACUGAAGAGGACACGCUGCGCAUGCAUUUUACCAACAAUGGCUGGCUCUGAGAGUGAGGUGGGAAUAGGCCCAGCCUGAGGCCAUCCCAGCCUCCAGCCUUGCACCUGCCACCUGAAGGGGUGCACAGAGAAGCUGGGGGUUAGACGUGCCUUUCCCCGUCCAGUCCUCCAGGUGGCCUCUCACCAGGCACCACCACUCACAUCUCCUCACAGCCCCAUGACUUCUCAUCAUUGUAUCUAAAUUCUGUGUCUCUAGAGCCCCUUAGUCUAGGAAGGAGCAAUCUGUCUCUUUGCUGUGGAUGCUUUCCUAUCCCCCAAGAUACAGGAACCAGGAGCCAGAGGGAAAGGAUGGGGUGGGCACAGUACAGAAGUUUGUGUUUCGGAAGGGAAGAUUACUUGGGCUUGGCAAUACAAAUAUGAGUAGCACAGCACAGCUGGAAGCCAGGGCUACUCCUAAGAGCCCAAAUUCUGACUUCUUCCAAGGAAGUAUGUAGGUCAGGAAACUUGAUCAGGAAAGUGUCACUGGUCUUUGAAAUGCUCCCAAGCUGCAUUCCAGCCACACUGCCCUUUCUUAAAUCUCUAUUUUCUCUCAGCUCAUAUUCUUGUCUCUAGCCUUGGAUCCUAACCAUUGAAAAUCUAGGAGAGCACUGAGACAGCCCAGCAGCUUGCUAGAAUUGUUAAAUAAUGACACCUGGUGGAUAAACGGAAACCCUGUUGGCAUAGUGGUUAAAUGCUAUGGCUGCUAACCAAAAGGUCAGCAGUUCAAAUCCACCAGGCACUCCUUGGGAACUAUAUGAGGCAGUUCUACUCUGUCCUAUGGGGUCACUAUGAGUUGGAAUUGACUUGGUGGCAAUGGGUUUGGUUUUCGUUUUUUGGUGGAUAAAUGUUAGUCUAGAACCUCAUUCUGGCCAGCCUGGGUCUGAAACACUAGAGAAGGGAACUUGGCCUGAGGCAGGACCAUUCUCUUAUCUAUAGGCACUCUGCUUUUAUUGUUAAAAAUAAUUACUUCAUUACUGCAAUAAAGUUUAGUAAGUACAACUAGUGUGGCUAUGUACAGAUCAACACUCCACUGCUGUGCAGAUUGCAAGGCCUGCCCCUGCAAGUUUCCUGCCCAGAUGCCAAGAACCUUGCAGUAAAGGCAAUUCAGCUCUCAAGGUCUGCUUAGUCCCAGCCCUGAUACAGGCCCUAUCAAUACUGAGGAAACAUAGGCACUAGAUUCCUGGUGGUCUAGGGGAAGGCUUAUGAAGGUUCUGAAAGGGAAAGGAAAGAGGCAAAAGGUUCAAUUGAGAUAUUUAGAAACACUUAGCACCUUAAUCAAAAAGGCCACUUUCUUCAAAAUGCUUAACCCUUUUUAGUGAUGUGACUAGUGUCAGGAAAACUGAGAUGAAUGUUUUAAAAAUUACUCUGGUCAAAAAGAAAGUUUCCAAAACCAAAACCAAACUUGUUGCCAUCAAGUGGAUUCUGACUCACAGUGACGCUAUAGGACAGCGUAGACCUGCCCCAUAGGGUUUCCAAGGCUAUAAAUCUUUAUGGAAGCAGACCGCCACAUCUUUCUCCUGUGGAGCAUCUGGUGGGUUUGAACCACUGACCUUUUGGUUAGCACCCAAGCACUUAACCACUGCACCACCAGGACUCUCAAGAAAGCUUAAGGGGAGGUAAAUACACCUACUCCUCACUAAUCGACAUGGUUAGGUUCCAAAGACCCAGUCAUUAUGUGACAAUUGGCAUUAUGCAAAAAUGGAGGAUGACUACAUCAUUACAUAACUGUCAAAUCACUGAGAAUCAUGGACCAGCCAAGUUGACACAUAACCUUAACCAUCACAGCCAGUGUUAUUCUCGCCUUGCACCUUGCUGUUUGUUACUGCCAGCUGUACAUUGUUAAUGCACAAAAUAGUUAGAUAGUAGAUUUUUUACUAUUAUCAUAAAUGCAGAAUAUCAGAUAAUGAGACAGUCAAUAAGUGAGGACAGGGUGUAGAUCCUAAUUUAGGGCAAAGGUUAGAGGAAAGAAGAAUAUAAGGAGGUAUCAAUCUUCAAAUGAAACUGGGCAUCUGGAUGGCACUGAAACUUGGGAUUUAGCAGUUGGGCUCUUUUCACAGCAACAUCCAGAAAUUCUGCAGUGUCUACAGGACCUUGGGGAAACUUCUCCGAGCCUCAUCUGUAGUGGGAAAAUAAUACUUUCCCCACAGGGCUGUGGUGAGGAUUGAAUAGGAUCAUGCGUAUGAAAGAGUGAGCAUGGUAAGUGUUCCUCAUUAGCUGAUUUAGGGAAGUAAUACUCUACUGGCUGCUAAGAAAAUAAAAUCCCAG
Messenger RNA from Loxodonta africana (African savanna elephant), 3726 nucleotides. RefSeq names its product 4-hydroxy-2-oxoglutarate aldolase 1 (gene HOGA1). Bases 490 to 1473 code for a protein of 327 amino acids. Gene Ontology annotation, biological process: glyoxylate catabolic process. Lineage: Eukaryota; Metazoa; Chordata; Mammalia; Proboscidea; Elephantidae. The record is from RefSeq and is a predicted model, not a curated record. Gene Ontology annotation, cellular component: mitochondrion. Gene Ontology annotation, molecular function: (R,S)-4-hydroxy-2-oxoglutarate aldolase activity. The transcript is spliced from 7 exons.